AUGUGUAUCAUAGGAUGUGGUUGGGUUGCCAAGUACAUCAGAAAUAUCGAUCCCAAGAACUGGGAAAAUGCUUUCUUCGUAGGAUGUAGGUAUGGGACACACUCGUCAAAUAUUACAGAGUCUUUCAAUAACUGGAUUCUUCCUGAAAGGGAUCUGCCUCCAGCUGCUCUUGUUGAUGAGAUUAGGAUAAAGAUUAUGAGGAUGAGUGCAGAAAGGCGUGAGCUCGGUAGAAAUUAUAGUGAUAGUUUGACUCCCAUCUAUAAAGUUCUACUCAAGUCACAUGUCUAUCUAGGGCGUCCAUGGAGUGUUACGGAGUCAGGUAAUGGUAUAUAUGAGGUUCACUCUCCUAGAUCUCAUGAUGUUGAUCUGAUGCAUAUGACGUGCACUUGCCAGAGAUGGAAAGUGUUUGGUUUCCCCUUUGCUCACGCCACUGGUGCUAUUACUAUGAGUGGUAUUGAGAUGUUGAGGUUUGUUGAGCCUUACUUUGGUUCGAAUCAUUUUCGCCAUACGUAUGCUCCUGCAAUUCGACUCAUUCCCAAUUACGACAGGCCAGAAGUUUAUGAACCUGAAGAGAGAGUCCUACCUGGUAUUCCAAGGCCACCUCCAGGAAGACCACCAAAGAAGCGCAUUCGUGGUGCUUAUGAGAAGGAGAGGAGGCCUAUGAAGUGCUCAAAUUGCAAGAAGAUUGGGAACCACAAUAAAGCUACAUGUCGUGUAUUAAUGUUGGAGUAG
Messenger RNA from Papaver somniferum (opium poppy), 732 nucleotides. RefSeq lists its product as uncharacterized. NCBI's taxonomy places the organism in Eukaryota, Viridiplantae, Streptophyta, Magnoliopsida, Ranunculales, Papaveraceae. The record is from RefSeq and is a predicted model, not a curated record. The coding region runs from base 1 to 732 and encodes 243 amino acids. The transcript has a single exon. Gene Ontology annotation, molecular function: zinc ion binding.